AAAAAACCCUUCGCCUUCAAUUUAUCUUCGCUUUCAAUUUCUAGGGUUUUUAAUCCUCUUUCAAAUUUCAGGUACCGGCCCUCUUACAACGUUGCGCCAGGAGCUUAUCUCCCAGUCUUUCGGCUUCAGAGAUCACCGGCGACGUCCUCCUGUGUAGGGGAGGCGGCCGGCGGCGGGAAGUGGGUCCUCGUUCCGAGCUUCACCAAGAAGAUGGAGAAGCCCGAUCACUAUCGAAUGUUCAAUGCUAGGUCUGAAUCGAUUCGGGAGAAAGCGUCUUUCCGUCGGCUCCUUCCGAAGAACAGGUGUCUAGUGGCAGUCGAAGGGUUCUAUGAAUGGAAAAAAGAUGGAUCAAAGAAGCAGCCAUAUUAUAUCCAUUUUAAAGACAACCGGCCUCUUGUGUUUGCUGCUCUAUAUGAUUCUUGGGAAAAUUCAGAAGGAGAGGUUCUUCACACCUUCACAAUUCUAACAACUCGUUCUUCUUCAGCUUUGGAAUGGCUUCAUGAUAGAAUGCCUGUAAUCUUAAGAGACACUGGUUCAAUUGAUCUCUGGUUAAAUGAUUCCAUGGCCAAACAUGAAACAGUCCUUGGGCCUUGUGAAGAUCUUGAUCUAGUUUGGUAUCCCGUGACGCCUGCAAUGGGUAAACCAUCCUUUGAUGGGCCUGGAUGUAGUAAAGAGAUACAGCUGAAAGCUUCCGGUGAAAAACCGUUAUCAACGUUCUUCACAAAGAAAUCUGAAGUUAAAUGCGAACCAGAGCCUGAAUUACUGAAAUCAUCCAAACAAGAACAUGAUCCCUGCAAUUUGAAGGAAGAACCAGGUUCAGAUGAUGUUGAGCAAAAAGUCACCGACGAGGAGGAGGAUAGCAAAAAGCCUGAAAUUUCUUAUGUCAAAAGAGGAUUGGAGGAAAUGGAGAACCCUUCUCAACCGAAGCACGAGAAUUUACAAAGCAACCAAACAAGUCCAGUGAAGAAGAAGGUGAAAAGCGUAAAGAAUACAGAUGAUAAGCAAUCAUCUCUGCUUUCUUAUUUUGGGAGAAGUUAGGGCAGUCUCUUAUAGUAGCUCGUUUUGCGCAUGUAAUUAUAUGUGAUGCUUUGCAUUUUCCAUUAAAACACACUUUGCCUUUUGUUUUGGAGAAUACCAAACAUGUUAAGUAGAUCUCUGUUUCAGUCAAAAAAUGAGGUGAACUUUUCUUUUCUUCUUGUCA
This is a messenger RNA of Asparagus officinalis (garden asparagus), 1201 nucleotides long. RefSeq names its product putative SOS response-associated peptidase YoqW. The record is from RefSeq and is a predicted model, not a curated record. NCBI's taxonomy places the organism in Eukaryota, Viridiplantae, Streptophyta, Magnoliopsida, Asparagales, Asparagaceae. Gene Ontology annotation, biological process: DNA damage response. Gene Ontology annotation, molecular function: single-stranded DNA binding.